This is a messenger RNA of Mizuhopecten yessoensis (Yesso scallop), 453 nucleotides long. RefSeq names its product putative deoxyribonuclease TATDN2. Gene Ontology annotation, molecular function: hydrolase activity, acting on ester bonds. The record is from RefSeq and is a predicted model, not a curated record. The transcript has a single exon. NCBI's taxonomy places the organism in Eukaryota, Metazoa, Mollusca, Bivalvia, Pectinida, Pectinidae. Bases 1 to 453 code for a protein of 150 amino acids.
AUGGAGAUCGCAGUGGGGGUGCAUCCGAAGCACCAGUACUCGCAGGAUCAGUUCAAGCGCGUUGUCCAGGAGCUGUGUCAACUCAUCAAGUUGCCUCAUGUCGGAGCAGUCGGCGAGAUUGGGUUGGACCAUUCCGUCCCUAGGGAGCGGUGGGCUCAGCAGUCAGUUAUGCUGAAGAAGAUUCUGCUACUGGUGGAACCCAGGCAUGUCUUGGUAAUACACUUUAGAGGAAUCACCGGAGACAGUGGAGCGGAAGCCUAUCUACUUCUGCUCUAUUAUGUGAAGAAGGCUGUGCGUCCUGACCAGAGGAUAAAUCUCCACUGUUUUAGUGGGGAUUCUUACGUCCGUGACCAGUGGACCAGUGCCUUCUCACAGCUGUACUUUGGAUUCACCAGUAUGGCUGCUAAGUUCAACAACCAGCAGUCCAAAGCCAUAAGGGGGAAUCCACUCUGA